This is a messenger RNA of Oreochromis aureus, 1293 nucleotides long. Its product is annotated as E3 ubiquitin-protein ligase TRIM21-like. Lineage: Eukaryota; Metazoa; Chordata; Actinopteri; Cichliformes; Cichlidae. Gene Ontology annotation, molecular function: zinc ion binding; protein binding. Bases 1 to 1293 code for a protein of 430 amino acids. The record is from RefSeq and is a predicted model, not a curated record. The transcript has 2 exons.
AUGGUUGCUCAGUUCAGACGUGAAGCUCAGCAGAAAGCCAGCAGCAGCAGCUCAGAGCUACAAGCUGCCAAACCAGGAGAAGUUCCCUGUGACAUCUGCACUGGAACCAGACUGAAGGCCCUGAAGUCCUGCCUGGUGUGUCAGACCUCCUACUGUCAGACUCACCUGGAGCCUCAUCUGACAGUGAAAGGUCUGAAAAGACAUCAGCUGAUUGAUGCUGUGGAGAACCUGGAAGGCAGGAUGUGUACGAAGCACGAUAACCUUCUGCAGCUGUUCUGUAAGACCAACCAGACAUGUGUCUGCACGCUCUGCUCUGUUUUAGACCACAAGAACCACGAGUUUGUUCCUCUGAGAGAAGAAUAUGAAGGAAAGAAGGCAGAGCUGGAGAAGACAGAGGCUGAGAUUCAGCAGAUGAUCCAGAAGAGACGACUGAAGAUUCAGGAGGUCAAAGAGUCGGUGAAGAUGAGUAAAGAUGCUACAGACAGACAGAAAGCAGAAGGUGUUCAGGUCCUCGCUGCUCUGAUGGAGUCUGUUGAGAGACGCCUGAAGGAGCUCAUAAAGGAGAUCGAAGACAAACAGGAAACUACAGAGAAACAGGCUGAAGGUCUCAUCAAAGAUCUGGAAAAGGAAAUCUCUGCGCUGAUGGAGAGAAGCUCUGAGGUGGAGCAGCUCUCACGCUCUGAAGACCACCUCCACCUCCUUCAAAACUUCUCCUCCCUGAAAGCUGCUCCACCCACCAAGGACUGGACAGAGGUCAGAGUCCGUCCACCAUCAUAUGAGGGGACAGUGGGGAGAGCUGUGGCUCAGCUGGAGGAGACAGUCUGGAAACCCAUGAAGAAGAAGCUGUUUGAGGCUGAGCUGCAGAGGGUCCAGCAGGAUGCAGUGGAUGUGACUCUGGAUCCUGAUACAGCUCAUCCUAAACUCAUCCUGUCUGAUGAUGGAAAACAAGUGUAUGACAGAGAGCAGAGUUUCUCUUCAGGCAGGUUUUACUUUGAGGUUCAGGUUAAAGGAAAGACUGAGUGGACUUUAGGAGUGGCCACAGAGUCGAUCAACAGGAAGGGAAACAUCACACUGAGACUUCAGGAUGGUUUCUGGACUGUGAGGAUGAGAAAUGGAAAUGAGUACAAAGCUCUUGCUGGUCCUUCAGUCCCGCUCUGCCUUCAUCCUGGUCCUGAGAAGGUGGGGGUGUUUGUGGGUUAUGAGGAGGGUCUGGUCUCCUUUUAUGAUGUAGGUGCUGCAGCUCUGAUCGACUCCUUUACUGGCUGCUCCUUCACUCACAAACUCCACCCAUAA